AUGUCGGAAGAGAUUCUACAUCGCACACCCCAGUCGUCGUCGUCACCGGAUUCUCCAUUGCUCGAUGAUCAAUCACUUCAUAAUAAUGACAAGGACAUGGCGGCGCGAACAUCGCAGGCAUGGACGUUACGACAACUGCGACGACAAAAACGAAAUCGCGCCAAACGGCAACGUCGGUUCUUGUUGGGUGUGGGUGGGAUCGCAAUGAUGAAUCCACGACGACGUGCGGCGGAACAACACGAUUCUCCUCCAGCCAAACAGCACCACGCCAAGACGGCCCAUCCGCACAAUGACCAUCCGCCAAAGAAACAGGAUAAGAAGAAAAAGGGAGGAGGACCACCUCAGGUCAUUCAUCACAAUUCCAAAAAAUUUAAAAACAAAAAGGCAGCCGAAGAAGCCUUGGAAAAGGAAAACAAGCAGUGGGAACUGAAAAAGAAACAACACCAACAAGCCGAACAGCAGCCUAAAGGUGACGGUGAAGAGAACAUGAAAGAAAUGCUCAAGGAAGAACUACAAAAAGCAUUCCAGCAGCAAAAAGGAGGAAAGAAUGCCAAAAAAUUGAGCAUGGAAGAAGUCCUGGCAAUGCUGGGGGAGAAGGACAACGACAAAAACAACAACAAGAACAACAAAAACAAAAAGGACAACAAACAGAAGCAAGCAUCAAAGAAACAAGAGGACAACAAGAAAGAACACAAGCAAGAAGAACACAUGAAGCAGGAAGAGAAGAAGUCUGAAUCCAAGCAGGGAGACAAACAGAAGAAGAAGGAGCAAGGUCAGAAGAAGAAGGAUGACGAUCAAGAACCUGAAUCCAACAAGGAUGACAAAAGCGACCAACACAGCAAGAAGGACGAAGAGAAAAAGCCGGAAACUAACAAGGGCAACAAACACAACAAGAAGGAGGAGGAAGCCCAAGAGCCUGAAUCCAAGCAGGGUAACAAAAAGAAGAAGAAGAAGGAAAGUGAGAAGAAGAAGGAUGACGAUCAAGAACCUGAAUCCAAGAAGAGUGACAAAAGCAACAGCAAGAAGGACGAAGAGGAAAAGCCGGAAACCAAGAAGGGCAACAAACACAACAAGAAGGAGGAGGAAGACAAAAAGCCUGAAAACAAGAAGGGCAACAAAAAGAAGAAGGAAGAGGACAACGAGCCUGAAACGAAGCAGGACGAGAAGAGCAACAAACACAACAAGAAGGGCGAAGCUCAAGAGCCUGAAACCAAGAAGGGAAACAGAAAGAAGGAGGAAGAAGAUGAAACUCCUGAAUCCAAGAAGGACGACAACAGUAACAAACACAACAAGAAGGAUGAAGAGAAGAAGUCUGAAUCCAAGCAGGGCGACAAAAAGAAGAAGAAGGAAGGUCAGAAGAAACAAAAAGGACAUGACAAAACGAAGGAAGACGUACCGGCCGCAACUGAAAAACAGAACAAGGAAACUGAGACAGAUCAACACGACAACGCCGAUGGCGACCAUGAGGACGACAAAAAGAAGAAAGGAAAACCGACCAAGUCCAAGCAACAGAAACAGAAAAACGACUCGGACAAACAGCAUCCAAACACGGAAAACAUCAAUGAAUCACCCAAGGCUGCAACCAAAAAGCAACGGCGAACCCACGAACAAGAACCGGACGAGCAGCAACAGGACUUUGCUGACAAUCCCGAAGUGGUCAAGGCGUUGGCCAAAGCGUUGGGCAAAGCUUCCAAACAAGCCGAACCCAAAACAGCCAACUUUUGCGCCAACAAGCCAAAUGUUGAAAAGAAACAUCCAGUCGCACCUGCCGUCAUUGUCAUGGGCAUGGAGGAUACAUCCACCGACCUCCUGUGGCAUGUACUGGAACGAAUUGCUCCUCCCGGCUCCAUUGCGGUGGAUGCUGAUAAUCGACAACCCUACCACAUUCCCCAGUACGAAUUCCUCAAUCACAUGGAUCCUGCCAAGGAGGAACGAUUCUGGUCGGGCUUGAAAGGCAACAAUCACGGGCAUUGGGUACAAGCCAGUCUUUGCAGUCAACAAAUCCCGGAUAAUCGAGACGAAGGCAAGGAUUCUAAUCUGCUUGGAUUCCCCUGGUUAACACUCAUGACGGGGGGCACGUCCGCCGAAACCAAGCUCAAGGAAUCAUUGGAUCUGCUCGAUAAGUGGCCGGAACACAGUGUCAAGGUGAUUCGGUAUCGACGCAAUUUGCUAGACAUGGUAACACGCAUGGAGCAGCAUUUGCAGGCAGUACUGCGGCGCAAGCAUAAUGACAAGGAGAGUGGUCCCAUGCAGGGAAUCACACUGGAUAAAACCAAAUUGUUGAAGCAAUUGACACAAUGGAAGAAAAAGGAAGAAGCCAUUGACAAGUUGCUGGAAAAAGAAAAGAUUGCCCACAUUGUCGUGGAUCACGAAACUAUCUUCCCGUUUACGGAAUGGAAGGAAUUGUUGAAUGUCACCAGUGCAGUGGAAUCCUUUCAGGUGCCGCUCAAUAUUGAUGUUGACUACAGCAAGGUUCCACCGGACCAACGGCCACCAGAACCGACGUCGGCCAUGGAAUUGGAAUGGAAACGAAUUUUGAAUUUCGUACAACCCAAUUCCAAACUACCUAUUGCUCUGUACGACAUCUUUCAUGCUGCAGAAUCUUUCAAACGCAAGGAACAAGUCUUUUGGACGCAACAACAUGCCCUCAAGAACUACGCCACCGUGCAGCAGGUUCUGACUGGGACACACUUUCAUAAAAUGCUACGCAACCUGGUCUACAAGCAUGACUAUUAUGGGUGCGCCUGUACCGACAAGGAAGCCAAAAAGAAAAAGUUCAUUGGAUGGAAAAAGAACAAGGAUGUUGGCAAAAAGAAACAGUAG
Seminavis robusta is the source of this 2823-nucleotide messenger RNA. The record is from the annotation of a GenBank genome assembly. NCBI's taxonomy places the organism in Eukaryota, Bacillariophyta, Bacillariophyceae, Naviculales, Naviculaceae.